Rhagoletis zephyria (snowberry fruit fly) is the source of this 703-nucleotide messenger RNA. Its product is annotated as suppressor of cytokine signaling 6-like. Gene Ontology annotation, molecular function: 1-phosphatidylinositol-3-kinase regulator activity. NCBI's taxonomy places the organism in Eukaryota, Metazoa, Arthropoda, Insecta, Diptera, Tephritidae. Gene Ontology annotation, biological process: phosphatidylinositol phosphate biosynthetic process; intracellular signal transduction. Gene Ontology annotation, cellular component: phosphatidylinositol 3-kinase complex. The record is from RefSeq and is a predicted model, not a curated record.
AUUGUGAAAAAUUUGCUGUGCUAAUACUUUGUUCCGGCCGUGUAAUGUAUGUAUGAACAAAUUUGUUAAUGAAAACACUUUCAUUUUAGUGUAUUUUAAGCUUUCUAACCAUCAAACAUUUGUUUUCCAUAUUUCAUAUUGCAACGCUAGCCAAGUUUGGUACUGGGGCGAAAUAUCAAGACUCGACGCACAAAGGCAACUAAGCGACAAACCCACCGGUUCGUUUCUGGUGCGUGAUUCGGAAACUCGUGGCUGCCAGUUUACGUUAAGUUUUCGAAUUGUGAACGUAACGUUUCAUUAUCGCUUAGAAUACCGUGAUGGAUAUUGGCAUUUUGAGGAAUUACAAUACGAAUCUAUUGUGGAAAUGAUAGAAGACAUACUAUAUCGUUGUACUAAUGAUAAUUUUGUAUGUUUCGUAAAAGUACAGAAUGAAUUGCAACCGCCCUGUCCAGUCAUAUUGAAGUAUCCACUGAGUCGCUAUUUCAAAAUGCCACAGUUACAGGACCUGUGCCGACGUGUUAUACAGCAACAUACCGCAUCUGAAGAAAUUUCAAAGCUGCCGAUUCCACCAAAGCUGCAAGAAUAUUUAAAUGUUAAACGCGAACUAGUAUUUCAUAGUUAAUCAUAAAUUAACUCAUUUAUAAGAAACUGUUGUUUUUGACACAUGCGAAUUGUUUUGCUUAUUGCUAGAACUUUUAAUAAU